AUGUCGUUGAUAGGGCGCCGGAUCGCCGCCUUCGGACCAUUUACGCCAACAGCUAUACUCGCACUUCGGGAAUCGGAAGGGCCUACCAUGGUAAAGGAACAAGAUGUGGCGUCCGCGGUAUCGACUAUUGCGCCUUUCGCUACGUCUUUGAAUGGUGUCGACCAAGCUGGUAACAUGCUCUUCAAGGAAAUGCUCUGGUGGACAUUGGGUGCAAUGGCGCUUAUUGUUCUAUCCAUUCGACUGGUCGAGAUGGGAUGGACCAAACUACGUCACGUCUCAGCCAUGUCGAUCCCAGCUGAAAGACAAAGUUACUGGAAGAAGUCGCAAUGGAGUUGGAUGCCAAGCUUGAAGAAAAACCUGAUAUAUGCGCCCCUAUGGAAGAAGCGACAUAACCGCGAGAUCAAAUUAUCUUCUGCUAUCAGCAUAGGAACUUUGCCAUCUCGACUCCACUCCGUCAUCCUUGGUAUUUAUUUGCUCAGCAAUUUCGUUUAUAUGUUUUACGAACACUGGACUCAGGAGAAUCGUUACGCUCUAGCUGCCGAAAUUCGAGGGCGCUCGGGUACACUAUCACUCGUUAACAUGGUUCCUCUCAUUAUCAUGGCAGGUCGAAACAACCCCCUUAUCGUGAUGCUAGGGGUCAGCUUCGAUACUUACAAUCUCCUUCACCGGUGGAUGGGUCGUAUGGUCAUUAUUGAGGCUGUCAUACAUACUAUUGCUUGGGCCUGUGUCGAAGUGGCCGCAGACGGGUUUUCCGGCAUGAAUUUCAAGUUGCUUCACGAUAGCUUUCUCGCAUCCGGUCUCGCUGGAACAAUUGCUCUCGUCAUCAUCCUUUUCCUUUCGCUCUCCCCGGUUCGACACGCUUUUUACGAAACAUUCCUUAACUUCCACAUCAUUCUAGCUUUUAUCGUCUUCGCUAUGACUUGGGUUCACUGCGCAGCGGCGCACAUUGCAGGUGGUCUCCCUCAGCUUCCUUGGGUGAUUGCGAUUUUCCUAAUUUGGGUGGCGGAACGGUUGGCUCGGAUGUUCCGCCUAGCCUACAACAACUGGUCAAAGAAGGGGGGAUUUACCGAAGCUGUGGUGGAACCUUUAGCUGGGGACGCGAGUCGGGUCACGAUGCACCUCCCCCGUUAUGUCGAUGUCAAACCGGGCACACAUGCGUACGUCCGCUUUAUGGGAGUUAAUCCUUGGGAGAACCACCCAUUCUCCAUCGCAUGGGUUGAACACCAUCCCGAAGCGGAUAAGACUACGCUCGGAGAGAAGGCCGAAGGCGAAUCCCAAAUUAAGAGGGGAACAACAUCCGUGUCGUUUAUCAUUGGUGCCCACACUGGUUUCACAAGACAGCUUUACAACAAAGCUCUUAAGGAAGGAUCUCAGUCCAUCCGAAUCAGAGCCGCGAUGGAAGGGCCGUACGCGGGGCACCACUCCCUUGAAUCGUAUGGACACGCCGUCCUUUUUGCCGGGUCAACUGGUAUCACACACCAAAUCUCCUAUAUCAAACCAUUAAUCGAGGGGUUUAAUGAAGGAAUAAUCGCGACAAGACGGAUAACACUCGUAUGGAUAAUACGUGACACCGAGUCGUUAGAAUGGGUGAGACCGUGGAUGGACGAGAUACUGCGGAUGCCAAGGAGAAGGGAGAUUCUGAACAUACGACUGUUUGUUACGCGACCGAAGAACAGCAAGGAGAUCCAUUCCGCUUCCAGCACGGUCCAGAUGUUUCCAGGACGGCCAAACAUUCCCACGCUCCUUAAGAAGGAAGUCGAGGGACAAAUUGGUGCCAUGUGUGUAUCGGUAUGCGGUCCUGGCGCCUUGGCGGAUGACGUUCGGCAAGCAGUUCGCGACGUCCAAGACGAAAAUUCUGUAGUCGACUUUGUCGAGGAGAGUUUCACAUGGUAA
Molecule: messenger RNA, 1893 nt
Organism: Hypoxylon trugodes
Lineage: Eukaryota; Fungi; Ascomycota; Sordariomycetes; Xylariales; Hypoxylaceae
Product: ferric reductase like transmembrane component-domain-containing protein
Exons: 1
Coding region: 1-1893 (630 amino acids)
Biological process (GO): iron ion transport; copper ion import; intracellular iron ion homeostasis
Cellular component (GO): plasma membrane
Molecular function (GO): ferric-chelate reductase activity
Source: RefSeq, a predicted model, not a curated record